AUGGUGGAAUCUGAAGAGGAGAAACGAAUCACUGAAGAGCAAGAGCCACAUACGACAACACAACACAAGCGAGGAACGACAUACAAGUUCCCCAGUACUCCCGCAAGCGCAAACCUCAUGUUGGGAAGCAAGAAGUACAAAGACCGUCCAUUCAAAACAAUCUUACAAGAGAUUGCGGGGAACCAAUUUGGUAGACACCCCAACAAGCAGGCGAUCGAGGCACGGUACAAAGAAUUGGAGGCAAUGAUGCAAUGGAAAAAUGCAAGUAUAGAGCCAAUGACGACAAGAAGAACAUUGACGGGACAAAUUGUAAACGACCAUCAAGCAUCAGAAGACACUAAGGUCGAAUGGUUAAUACGCAAGCCAAAUGACUGGACUCCAAACGAUGAUGACAAUGCUGAACACAUAGCAAGACAAUGGACCACGGCAAUACACGACGACGACGCAUCACAAGUGGUGAUGAAAUGUCUGGCAAAGGAAGCAUUCAACGAGAUGUGUACCGGCGAAGCAAAAGCCGACCAACAAGCCAGAAGUUUCCUCGACAGACACAUCAGCAAUAGAUUACAAAGUUGGUCCGCAGGCUUCUGCAAGUCGACACAAUUCGACGAGGCCGUGAAGGACGUCACCAGAAUUCAACAACAAGACGAGGAGUCUACGAAGGAGAUAUGGGACAAGCUGAAGCCGCUAAUGGAACAGUGGCAAGACGAAAGAAAAGACAAAGUCAUUAAAGACAUUGCUGAAGGGGUGUGCAAGGAGGUUGAGAAGAAUCUCAGGGACGGAUUGUACCGGGACCUCAAGACAGAUAUCAUAGCCAUGCAAGGAAAGCCGGCAACCAGCAACAUUACCUCCAGACCAUCAGUGACACUACCAUCGACAACAAGCGAGAGGUCACGAAGGGUGACAACGGGACAGCUGUGGACAACACCUCGCAAAGAGACAGCACUUGCAAACAUGGAUCCUCGAGGAACCGAAACCAUCAAGGUAGAUGUGUCAAAGCCAUCACACAAUUUGAAACUACAAAAAAACAUCACCAAACACGGACAUCGGCACAAAAACAAGCGGACGGCCCUCGCGCUUCGAAAGACAGACAAAACGAGCGGCCACGUCCCCAAUAACGGGAAAUUCCCCAGGUAA
Molecule: messenger RNA, 1134 nt
Organism: Pseudomassariella vexata
Lineage: Eukaryota; Fungi; Ascomycota; Sordariomycetes; Amphisphaeriales; Pseudomassariaceae
Exons: 1
Coding region: 1-1134 (377 amino acids)
Source: RefSeq, a predicted model, not a curated record